UGGAAAUGCAACACAUUUACACUGGGCUGCAGACACCAAGUCAGGAUAUCUACUCUGACAUCCCACCAGGGGUGAAACCGCCUGGAAGACACACAGACCAGGCAAGCGCCAUGGAUUCGCAUGCAACAGUAGCUGAAGAGUUUGUUAUCGUUACUCACAAGUACCCUCUGAAAAGUGCUGGCCAGGCUGUGCCAGGAACAGUGGCAAGCCAGCUGCCCGGGCCGCUGCAGACAUUUCUACGAGGACAACCCAAAGCUUUGGGGGUCGUGCAAAUACUAAUUGGGAUUGUGAGUCUGCUGUUUGGUCUAGUCCUGGUGAGUGCGUACACGUUUGCAGGAAUCAUUGGAUUACCUUUCUGGACUGGUGUAUGGUAUAUUAUCUCUGGAUCCCUGGCUGUUGCAGCUGAGAAUACCCGCAGAAGAGAUCUGGUGAAGGCAUGUUUGGGAAUGAACGUUGUCAGUUCUAUUUUUGCUGGAGUUGGAUUUAUUCUCUAUUCAAUAAGGGUUUCAUUAGUAUCUUUCCACAUACUAACCAUACAUGUAGGCAUUCUGGCAGUUCUUCUGGUGCUGAACAUUUUGGAGCUGUGCAUCGCUAUCGCUACAUCAGCCUUUGGAUGCAAAUCUGAAUGCCGUUACACUGCCAUGCCAGAGGUUGUUUUUCAACAGGUAUGAAUACAGUGACCUGGGUGCAGAUUUGUUCAAUCGAACUAUAAGAAGCAUGCAGUCAAGAAGACAACUGUCCCUCCGCCUCCUCUAGCAAAGCUUAGCCAGCGCUAAAGACUUAAUAUCUGCAAGGUUUUAUCAUCAGAACAAGUUAUAAAGAACAAUGAAAUCCUCCCAUGUUUAAACUGUUGGGGAAUUGGUAUUGAUAUGAAAAUGGAAAUGUGUUAAUUUGCUUUGGAUCGUUUGUUUGUUUUGCUUAGAAUUUCAGUAAGAUCAUUUGUAUUUUAAUUAUAAGUUAAAAGUUGAAAUGUCUCACAUCUUCAGUAAUGAUAUUGUGUUUAUAUUUUAAUAUGUUUUCAGUAAAAAUAAUGAUAAAGAAACAUGGUAGGCAAAUGGUGUACAGAAGUGAGACGUUGAGAUAUGUGUUGGUAUGGAUGAUAUGUUGCUUUGCUUAAUAAAAAAAUUAAAAAAAAACGUUCUU
Messenger RNA from Polyodon spathula (Mississippi paddlefish), 1143 nucleotides. RefSeq names its product membrane-spanning 4-domains subfamily A member 4A-like. NCBI's taxonomy places the organism in Eukaryota, Metazoa, Chordata, Actinopteri, Acipenseriformes, Polyodontidae. The coding region runs from base 6 to 671 and encodes 221 amino acids. The record is from RefSeq and is a predicted model, not a curated record. The transcript has 7 exons. Gene Ontology annotation, cellular component: membrane.